Molecule: messenger RNA, 1536 nt
Organism: Lactuca saligna
Lineage: Eukaryota; Viridiplantae; Streptophyta; Magnoliopsida; Asterales; Asteraceae
Source: the annotation of a GenBank genome assembly
AUGGAAUUGGGAGAUUCUUCUUCUUCUUCUUGUUGUUGUGAAGAUGUGUUUGUUUCAAUUCCUCGUGGUGGUCCUAUAUACAUUGCAGACAUGGUGGGUCCCCUCACUAGUGUUUCUCAAUUCCAGUCAUGCAUUCAAGAUCAACUCAAGGAUCUGAGAAAGGAGUUGUGCUUGGAAUUGACUGAAGAACAUCAUCAUGAAAUUUCGGUUGAUGAACUUAAAAUCCUGAGUGAGGAGGAGUUGGUAGAUAUAGCAUUCCAAGCAUCACUCAAGGAUGGUAACUUGACAAAAGAUCAUUCACUUUCAUCUGAAGAUUGCUCUAAUGGAGUCCUUGAUAACAGAAAGAUGAAUGGAAAGGUAUCCAAGAAGAUGAAAAGAGUGAAACAAAAGGAGACAACUCAUGAAGAAGAUUAUAUGGAAGAGGUGGAGAAAGUUGCUAGAAUUAAACAAAAACAAGAAGAAGACAAAUCAGCUGCAAGAUUGCAUUCUUUUAGUGGUGUUUCGGGACCCGUUGCAUGUGUGACUCCCUCAGAGAAGAAAGAACGAAUGUCAUCCUUUAAUUCUACAAGUUAUUUGACACAACAGGUGAAAUCAUCAAGCACACGUGAACAAAUACCAAUACCUAUAGAUGAUAAUGAGAUCCUUCUUUGCAUAGAGGUCUAUAAUCACAAACGCUCAUGGGUUAAGAAUCAAGAAAUUUUGGUUCUUGGACGCCAAUUAUUAACAGAACUGAGAGACAAAAUAUACUGUUUGACUGAUGAAAUUAUGAAGUUAACCAAAAAGCAUACUCCAUCUGGAUAUUUCCUCAUAGAAGAUAUAUUUUACAACGAUUUAAGGAAAAUAAACGCUGUAGACUACAGUAAACCCAUACUCGAUUGGAUUAGAGAAUCAAAGAAGAUUGCAUCAGAAAAAUGGGAAUCCAUCAUAUCAGGUGAACUGCAUCAGAAACAAAAGCAAAUUUUAGGAAGUGGAAGUGGAAUUGCUCCCAAGUUGCCUCGCUUCAAACCUCUUCCAAUGCAAGCAACUCGUUUUUGUGACCUAAAUUUCCGACUUGGAGCUGGCUAUCUUUACUGUCAUCAGGGUGAUUGUAAGCAUGUGAUGGUGAUACGAGACAUGAGGGUGAUAGAUAGGAGGGAGGAUGUACAGAAUCGAGCUGCGUAUCCCUUGAUUAUGUUUCAAUCCAAGUUGCGAUUCCAAAAGUGCUCGAUCUGUAAGAUCUACAAAGCGACGAAGGUCACUGUGGAUGACAAGUAUACUCCCGAGAAUCCUUGCUUUUUCUGUGGGAUUUGCUAUUACAUGCUUCACUAUUCCAAUAAUCAACUCAUAUACAGUGACUUCAAGAUAGAUGGUAACCCGACUCGAUGGAUUAGGAAUGUCUGGCGGGCCAUCAAGAGGGGCACCACUCACCACCAAAUGGAACGAAGAAUCGAACCCACGCCAAUUCAAGGAAAAUCCCUCAAAUGUGCUCAGCCAAGAAUCGAAUUCUUGACAUCACCCACUGAAGACUAUAACCCAGGAUGCAUCACAACCAGCUAG